Blepharisma stoltei is the source of this 1473-nucleotide messenger RNA. The record is from the annotation of a GenBank genome assembly. Lineage: Eukaryota; Ciliophora; Heterotrichea; Heterotrichida; Blepharismidae.
AUGGGGUGUUCAAUCACAACUAAAUUCAAAAAUAAGCCUAUCUCUGAUGGUACAGAUGAGAAAUCAAGCCAAGUUAUCGAAAUAAACGUACAGCCUGGUACAUUUGUCCAAGAAAAUGAGCAUCAUUUUAACAAUGUAUAUCGGCUUGGACAGCUGAUAUCUUCAGGACCACUUGUGAUGCUUCAUGCUUGUUUUAACCGAGAAACAAGCUUAAAAAGAGUCGUAAAAAUUUACAGAAAAGAUCUAAUCACUAAUGAAGCUUCAAAGUUUGCUAUUGAGCAAGAAAUAAGCAUUUUAAAGUCUUUAGACCAUCCUAAUAUUGUAAGGAUGCUAGAAUUUUUUGAAGAAGUCAAGCGAAUUUAUUUAGUGAUGGAGUACUGCAAAGGAGGAGAUCUAUUUACAGAGCUAUUAAGUAGGCCAAGCUUUGAUGAGCAGAAAUCAGCACAAGUAAUGGAACAAUUGUUUGCUGCAGUUGCAUAUAUGCAUGAACAUCAUAUAAUGCAUAGGAAUUUGAAGCCUGAAAACAUUUUAUUAGAAGAAAAGCAUGAGAUUUUGAGCAUAAAAGUGCAUCAUUUUGGGUCUGCGAGAAAUUUUUAUGGAAAGAAACUGAUAUCAGGUCAAGUAGGAACUUCAUACUAUAUGGCACCUGAAGUAAUUUCGGGAGAGUAUAAUGAAAAAUGUGACCUUUGAAGCUGUGGAGUAAUACUUUAUAUUUUGCUUUCUGGAAAACCACCGUUUGCAGGAAAAAAUAACGAUGAAAUUUUAGAAAAAGUAAAGACUGGUGUUUAUAGCUUGGAAGAAGACCCAUGGCCUCUUAUUUCAGCUUCAGCAAAAGAUCUUAUUAGAAAGCUUUUGUGUCCGCAAAAAAGACGAAUAUCUGCUCAAGAAGCUCAUUCUCAUUCAUGAAUUGUCAGAAGAUCAGAGAUAUUACCUCCUAGUGAAGAAUUAAUUCAUUUGGUUCUGUCAAAUUUAAAGUCAUUUCAUUCAACAAAUACACUUAGAGAUGCAGUUCACACUUUUAUUACUUCCCAAUGCCUUUCAUCAAAAGAUACAAAGGCUCUAAGAGAAGUUUUCCGAGCUAUGGAUUUAAAUGGCGAUGGGAGACUAAGUAGACAAGAACUGCUUCAGCAAUACUCAAUUGUUAUGAGCCCUGCAGAAGCUGAGCUAGAAGUAAAUAAAAUCAUGUCAGAGGUAGAUACAGACAACAGCGGCUUCAUUGAUUAUACAGAAUUUCUAAAAGCUUCAAUUGAUAGUAGAGUUAUGCUCUCAACUGAAAAUCUGAGAUAUGCUUUUCAUAUGUUUGACAAGGAUGGCAGUGGAACAAUAUCACUAACAGAGCUCAAAAGAGCUCUUGAAGCCGAAGCAAGUGAUGAUCGAGUAUGGGCACAAGUUUUAGACCAAGUCGAUAAAAAUGGAGAUGGGCAGAUUGAUAUUGAGGAAUUCACAAAUAUUGUUCUCUCUAAAAUUGAGUAA